CCUUCGUCACCUCCAUCCGCUCUCUGUGCGGCCUCCGUCCCACAUAUUUAUCCUUGAUUUCGAAUUCCACCCUAUUCCAUCAUUCUUUUAGUCCCUGGAGGCCCCUGCCUUUUUUUCACCGCUCCUCGCCUCUACCAACCCAUCCAGUCCGUCGCUUUGCUCAGUCGUCUUAGGUGACUGAUUCACUCUUUUUGACGGACUGACCGAUUAAGCCAGGAAGCCCGCCAGGGCUGUGCAACGCCAUGCCGGGGCGUUUCUCAUCCGACCAUUCUCGCUCUCUCUCGCGAUCCUCUCAAUCCCCGUCUCAACAAUAUAAUUCAACACAAGACGCCGACUCAAUGCAUCAGCGUUCUAUGUCCGGUCACUCGUCCAACCCCAAUGUCUUCUCCGAUGAUUAUUCGCUAGAGCAAAUCGAUUCCGAACAAGCCACCCUCACUCCUCGAAGUCCAUCCGUUUCAUCAAUCGCGUCAUCCAAUACCCUCCGUUCGUCUUUGCCUCAACAACAAAAAGCGUAUAACACAACGCCAAAUGAUCUCGGGGUAACAGAGAAUCCAUUUGGUGAUGAUGCACGGGUUUCUUUCGAUGAAUCACCAAAUCGGUCCAGUCUGCCCCCAAAGGGGGUCGACUUCACCAACCGCAAUUCCGCAGCGUCCACUAAUACCGCCCCUUCCAUAGCGCAGCGCAGUCAGAGCACUUCGUCACGAUUUUCCAUGCCUCCCCGGGCCUUAAGUCCUUACACCGGGGCUACAGGCCCGAGCCAUCCGUAUGCGAUGUAUCCACAGGUUGGGGUUAGCCGUUCACCCAGUAUCGCGACUACGUCUACGGUGCGGCCGAUGGAGCGACCGUUGGGCGAUGCCAAUGCACCCCAGCACCCCUAUGCGAUGUACCCACAGAAUGUGGUGGCAGAAGAAGAGAUGGACAACGCUAUGAUUCCUCCAGUGGGCUUCCCCGGACACCCCCAGGCAUAUCAACGACCACCCAAUCGUGCCGAUGACGACGUAGGGGACUUGAUUGGACCCGAUGGCCAUACAGAACAGCUACCACCUUAUUCACGGUACCCCGACCCAGUUGUUCCCAAGGUUGAGGGGACUUUUGAUCCUACUCCUGACGCAGGCGUCACUCUACACAAUAAUACUCCUAGUCCUAAUGAGCACCCCCCGCCGCCAGUUUCGGAAGUAUCGUCGAGGACGUUGGUCGCGGAAAAUAUGGCAAAUCGACGAGAUAAUGAUGACGCAGAGCGGGAAGCAGCACCAGUUACCGGUGUCAUGGCAUUCGAGGAGAAGUUGAAGACUAAAGGUAAAAAGAAGGCAUGCUGUGGGUUACCGGUCUGGACCCUUGUUUUGGUCGGUGUCGUGAUGCUUGUGGGGGCAUGUAUCGGAGGUGUCAUCGGAGGUGUCUUGGGAGCAAAAAAGGCGGCGAAUGAGGAGAACGACCACCCGAAAGGUCCGAAGAUUGUCACCAAAACAGAAACCCCCCGGAUGGAUGCCACCCCCAUAUCUACGAUUCCUACAAAUCUACCAGCUGCGCCUACUGGGAAUUACUGGAUUCCCGCGGACCCGAAGAAUUCUUCGAAAUUUUGUAUUGUCGAGCAAGACUACAACCCAUCGUGGAGUUGCAUGAAGUCGGGGAAAAUACCAGUGUCUCUAACCGGGACAGAAUCAUCACGUAACAUCACCUUCGCCAGCGAGCCGAUUUCUUCGUCUUUCACUUAUGGCGCUCAAGCACCAUACUUUUCCAAUCCUACGCAGUCACUUAGCCUAAUGAUGGACUCCAGCGAUCUCAGCCUCGGCCCCGCCCUAACUUUCUUUUCCUUGUUUGAUAAACUGGUUAUUGUCCCCCAGGAUACCUUCUCAUCUAGUGCGGUUUCAAAACGUGACAUCAGUGAGGAUGAUGUCAUGGCAGGCGCAUUUCAUCGCUUGCAAACGGCGCGGGCGGGCGAUAAACCCUGGUUUUGUUGGUGGAACAGCACCGUGAUGGAGUUUUUCCUGUACCUCAAUCAAUCCACUAAGGAGGCUCAAUACAGUUCCACUUCGACACAUCUGCCGCAGUCUACGGAUUCUUCGAGCUCUUCAGUGUCUAAUUACCCUCUCCGGAUCAAGAUGGAUGAGAAGAGAGAUUACCCAGAGGCCCAGUCGCCUUACUGCCAGCAGAUGCAGGUGCUGGAUAACGGCUCCGUUAGCCCAAUUUCCCAGCAGACGAUUCAAAUCAAGGAGUUGGAGCCGACACCAACGACAACGCUCAAAUACUCUGCGAGUGCGACACAGACUUACACGGCGACCGCACAGUAUGAGCAUGUGUGUUAUUGCGUCGCGUUGACGGAUUAGCGUCUCAUUAGAGAGGGUAUCUACUAUAAAAUCAGAGGAGUAUCGGUUGGUACUGCCUCGUGGAGCUACAGCGUCGGCGUUACCAACGGUGGAAACGGUCCAUUAUCUUUCAUGUGCAUACGAAUGAUUGGUUCUCUUCUGCGGUCAGCUCGGGAUCUUGACUGUGCUGGAAUUCUCGCAUUGUUUACAGAGUUUAUGGCAUGCAUCGCGUACACUUUCGGUUCCCCUUGCGACCUGUCGUGUCAUUUUUGGUCUUCCAUGGUGUGCUUUGACACCAUUUGUCUCCAGUAUCUAUCCAGCAUAUUUCGUGCUUUUUUCUUUUUCUUUUUCUUUUUUUUUUCUUCGGCGCAGCUUUAUGGCGUUUUUGGAUCGGUGUAGGUGGCCAAACUCAGUCCAUCGUUAUCUUUUCCUUGGGCCCACAAACUUUUGGGUUUUUUCUGUUUUUGGAGUACUUUCUAUAUUUAACAGCUCGUAUCUCAGGUUAACCAUCCAUGCCGGUGGUCAUGGUUUCUAUUUAUGGCAGUAUAGCUUGACGGUUCCAUCGUCGAAUCCGUUCGGGUUUCAUGACAGCAUAGGCGAAUAUAAUUUCUUGAUCAGCAAAUGAUCACAAACCUUACUGA
Molecule: messenger RNA, 2944 nt
Organism: Aspergillus caelatus
Lineage: Eukaryota; Fungi; Ascomycota; Eurotiomycetes; Eurotiales; Aspergillaceae
Exons: 1
Coding region: 243-2324 (693 amino acids)
Source: RefSeq, a predicted model, not a curated record